This is a messenger RNA of Astyanax mexicanus (Mexican tetra), 5963 nucleotides long. RefSeq names its product protein tyrosine phosphatase non-receptor type 11b (gene ptpn11b). The record is from RefSeq and is a predicted model, not a curated record. Lineage: Eukaryota; Metazoa; Chordata; Actinopteri; Characiformes; Acestrorhamphidae. The transcript has 16 exons. Gene Ontology annotation, biological process: protein dephosphorylation. The coding region runs from base 162 to 1946 and encodes 594 amino acids. Gene Ontology annotation, molecular function: protein tyrosine phosphatase activity.
GAGAGGCGGAGUGAGCUGCAGAGCUUCAGCUCCUCUAAACGCCCUCCCUCACACACUUACACACACACAUACAGUUCCCCACACACACACACGGGGGGUAGGCUCUCUCCACCUGACUUUCCCCUUCCAUUCAGCGACCUCUGACAGCCGCUCAGACCGCUAUGACGUCUCGUAGGUGGUUCCACCCAAACAUCACUGGCAUAGAAGCAGAGCACCUCCUCCUGACGCGAGGUGUCCACGGCAGCUUCCUCGCCAGACCCAGCAAGAGCAACCCCGGAGAUUUCACUCUGUCUGUCAGCAGACGGAACGAUGAGGUCACCCACAUUAAGAUCCAGAAUUCCGGGGAUUACUAUGACCUUUAUGGAGGGGAGAAGUUUGCCACCCUGGCCGAGCUGGUGCAGUACUACACGGAACAACAUGACCUUCUGCGGGAGAGGAACGGAGACAUCAUCGAGCUUAAAUACCCCCUCAACUGUAAAGACCCCACAUCUGAGAGGUGGUACCACGGGCAUCUCUCGGGGAGAGACGCAGAGAAGCUCCUCACGGACAAGGGCAAGCCUGGCAGCUUCCUGGUGAGAGAGAGUCAGAGCAAGCCUGGGGACUUUGUGCUGUCUGUUCUCACUAAUGAGGAGAAGCAUGAAAACGUGGACCGCAAGACAAAAGUCACCCACGUCAUGAUCCGAUUCCAGGAUGGAAAGUAUGAUGUGGGUGGAGGGGAGAGGUUUGACACUCUGGCAGACUUGGUGGAGCAUUAUAAAAAAAACCCGAUGGUGGAGAAGAGUGGGAUUGUAGUGCACCUUAAACAGCCGUUCAAUGCCACGCGGAUAAAUGCAGCCAACAUUGAGAACCGGGUGCGAGAAUUAAACAAAGUGGCAGACAACUCAGAGAAACCCAAGCAAGGCUUCUGGGAGGAAUUUGAGGUGCUUCAGCAGCAGGAAUGUAAACUCCUGUACCCCAGGAAAGAAGGCCAGAGACCAGAGAAUAAGAGCAAAAACAGAUAUAAAAACAUUCUGCCCUUUGACACCACUCGUGUGGAGAUCAAAGACGCAGAUCCUGAUGUGCCUGGCUCUGACUACAUCAACGCCAACUAUAUCAGAAGUAAGCAUGAAGAGGGUCGUCACGUGGAUGAAGGCAAAGUGUUCAUCGCUACUCAGGGCUGCCUUCAGAACACAGUGCUGGACUUCUGGAAAAUGGUCUACCAAGAAAACACUCAUGUUAUUGUCAUGACCACCAAGGAGAUGGAGCGGGGCAGGAAUAAGUGUGUGCGGUACUGGCCAGAUAUAGGUUUAACAAGGGAGUUUGGGAAGGUGUGUGUGAGGAACAUUGAAGAGCACACUGCUCAGGACUACAUUCUCCGAGAGCUGGAGGUUACACGUACAGAUCGGAAAGAGCCUGUCAGGUACAUUUGGCACUACCAGUACCUGAGCUGGCCUGAUCACGGAGUGCCCAAUGAACCAGGAGGAGUUCUCAACUUUCUGGAACAGGUCAACAGAACACAGAGUGCCAUUCCAGACACCGGACCUGUUGUGGUCCACUGCAGUGCAGGGAUAGGAAGGACAGGCACAAUCAUUGUGAUUGACAUCCUCAUUGACAUCAUAAACAGACAAGGGCUGGACUGUGACAUUGACAUCCCAAAGACCAUUCAGAGAGUGCGUCAGCAGCGUUCAGGCAUGGUCCAGACUGAAGCACAGUACAAGUUCAUCUACAUGGCUGUGCAGCAGUAUAUCGACACAGCCCAAAAGAGACUGGAGGAAGAGCAGAGGAAUAAGACAAAGGAGCGAGAGUACUCCAACAUCAAGUACCCUCAGGUGACGAACGCUAGAGCCAAUCCCAACCUGAGCUCCUCUCGCUCUUCAUCUGUCAUGAAUGACGACUCAUCCGGUGUGUACGAGAACUUAAACAUCAAAAACCCAAAGAGCUCCGCCUGCACCAACACCAGGAGAUAGGCCACGUGGGCCGCAGCCUCACACUGACUCUGCAGGCUAUGUGUGGAAGUGUUUGGUGUCGGGAUGGCUCUGGAGCUUUUGGCAUUGAGUGGACGUGUAUGUCUGCUGGCCCUGGACCGGCCCCGACCCCGGCCAGCACUGAUUGGGCCACAGCUCCUCCACUGCUUCCCUCCUCACUCCUCACUGUCUGACUAACUGACUGACUCUCCGUGAGUGUGGUGGCACUCACAGUCUAAGUGCCUGAUGUGCAGCAAAACAGCCAGAGCACAGCCGACAUGGUGCUUCUCCUCCAGUCUGAAGAUAAGCCUGCACAGCUCACCACUCAGCUACAAACCUCUACACACUUCUACACACUUCUACACCACCAUGUCUGUCCUACAGGACUUCUCUGUGCUAAGCGAUGCAAGCUUCAGCAGGGCUACGUUGCGUUCUGUCCAAUAUAUGCCUGCUGUCCAUUGGAUGUGGAUGUGAUGUACUGUAACCAAAGACUUUUUUUUGUAUAUUUCUCACUGUAUCUCACUAGCGGCAGGCAGUAAUCUGGGCUUCGCUGAGCCGAGUGAUGGACAGGUGAUUGAGAUGUAGAGAGGUGGCACACUGAAGCAAUCCGGGGGUCUAAGGAUCUCUACGAAUUCUGUGCCAGGAUUUGACGAUUAGCCAAGAUAUGCCAAAUUAGGUCAUUUUUUGCUAUUGGCAUUUAUUGGAUUGGUAGCUAAACGGUAACAGUGCUAAACGGGUAGUUUUAAGCAGGAUGUGUGCAAUAGAAUCAAAAUUAGAGCGCAGCAAGUUUCAUUCGUGCCAAUAAGCAGCCUGCAUUUCGUGCUUCGUGCAGAUGUGUCCGCUUCCUCGCUGCGUUACAAAAGCUUCACUCUUUACAGAGCUCACAGACUGCUGUACGGGGGCUACUCGCAUGUUACAGCCGGCUACUGACGGGCUCCUCGACCAAUCAGCCUGCGUGCAUAGUGGGUGGGCUCCUCCCACUAGAACUUAGGCUUCUUCUUCUCCUUCCUGAACAGUGGGCACGCCUUCAGGACUAGAGAGGUUUUUAUUUCCUCGUUUUUAGUUGUUUUUUCUAUGUGUUAUAUCUAUGAUUCCUUCAUUCAGAGUUUUCGUUAUAACGUGAUUUUUGUGUAUGUGGUUGGUUUUGCGAUUUUUUCGAUGUACAGCACAUAUGCAGGUUUUUGAUGAAGAAGAUGAUUAUGUUGGGGUUUUUUUUGGCAAUCUGAUGUUGAAAUCAAUCUCUGGCCAGGGUUGAGGUUAGUUGAUGUUAGUUUUUCAUUUCAUUGUUAGGGAUGCACCAUCAUUUAAAAAAUUGGAAACAAAAUGAAAAAAAAAACACUAAAUUAAAUAUAUAUAUACACAGAUGUAUAUUUAUUGAACAUCCCAGCUAGGUCUACCAUGAUGAGCACGAUUGUAUGGACGAUAUAUUGUCCCAAAAAUAAGUUUUUUGUCAUUUUAAUACCAUUUUAUUCCAGUGAUACACUUGAAAAUGAUAAUGUUAUAGCAUAAUAUACAGUAACACCAUUUUAAAGCAAUGAACUGUUAUUCAUUCAUUCAUGUUUUUAUCUAAAUAAAUAAAACAUAAGUAAAAUAAAACUGCAGGUUCUAAAAUGAUUUGACAUACCAGAUCACGUUUUGAUAAUUAUUUUAAUUAUAAUGACAGGCCUAAUCCCAGCAGACAUAAAAACUAAGCACACUAUGAAUUAAAUAAAUAAAUAAAUAAAUAAAUGAGUCAUUGUUCUGUAUAAAUUAUUUUACCUUUUCUUUUUUAUUAUUGAUUGCUUUUUGUAAUUGUCAGCCAAAUAAUUUAGAUUUCCACGAUUUAUUUGGUGCAUCCCUAUUUUAUGAUGUUAUACCACAUGUUCUUCAAAGGAGGAUCACAGAAUCUUUUUAAUCGAUAUUCAGGGUGUAUUGCAUUAUUAUAUAUAAACAGAUAUUUUGGGAUGGCGCUGUAACAUUACAUUUUAAGCGCAGGUUGAGAUUUAUUCUGGGAAUUCUAGGUCGGGUAGGUGAAAGUCGUCAUGUUUCUAAACGUGUCCAGGCCUCGAGGGCCGGGUCAUUGACGUGAGCAGCCUUCAGCGCAGACUUAAGCUAAACAGCAGCGGGCCAGAUGGCCCCAGCCCAAGAUUAAAGAAUAGAUUUGUCUAGGAAAAAAAGCAAUUUGAAAGACGGCUGUAAUCCAGGCGAGAUGAUUGGAAGAAAGCAGCAUCGCUGGUGAUGUCAGAAGACAGGCGAUGUUGCGUACGCUGCACGGCUGCAUGCGAGGACGUAUGCGGCCGUCUUUCAGCUGAAAAUAACCCGGGUCACGAUGGCUCUGAUUAAUCACUGUCUAUGAGCGUGAAUGUGGUUUUACCCAGGGCUAAACGAGGAGCGUGUGAUGUCAUGAGAGUAGAAGAAGAGAGGAUACGUGCUUUAUUUGGGUGCGACUCCGCUGUGGUUUCAGUGUUUUUUUUAGUGUUUUUUUUUAGGCUGUGAUCUGACAGAUGUUGCCAAGUUGCUGUAAAAUCCCCCUCAAAACAGCAAUUAAAGCAGCAAUCUGAAGGUUUAGUUUUUUUUGGAUCAUUAACCUGUGAAUUUGCUGUCCUCUUGGUGACUUUCAGAGCCAAAAAUUGUGUCAGUAAGCUUGUGCAGGUUUUAGAGUGUGGGCGGAGAUUUGCAUCUAGUACUACAAAUAAGCGAACACUGAAGUUUAAUGCUAGUAAUCAUGUCCCAGUGCUCGAGCUUAUAAAGCUUAUUCUCUGUCUUUUACCACACUUUGAAUGAAAAAUAAAGAAUUCUAUUUAUUGUAUCUUAAUUCUACGCUGAUCAAGCAUUACAUUAUGACUACCUCCUUGUUUCGAGACUUAUUAUCCAUUUUUUUAGCUCUACUUACCAUAUGGUUGCUGUUUUUUAUCUGUUACACUUCAUAAUUUAUUAUCCUCUUUUCAUCCCCAAGACCACACAGAGGGUAUUAUUUGGGUUAUGGCUCAUUCUCAUUGUCAGUGCAGUGGGCACGGUUUCAUGGUGGUGAUUAAUGUAUUAGUGUUAGACUGUGGUGUGCUGGUAUGAGUGGAUCAGACACAGCAGUGCUGCUGGAGUUUUUAAACACUCUGUGUCCACUCACUUUGCGUUUACUCUAUUAAACACUCCAACCUAGUUGUUCCAGCUUGAAAUGUAAAGUCAGAGACUGGAGCUCAUCUGUUGCUACACAGUUUGUGUUGGUCAUCCUGUAGUCCUUCUUCAGUGCUCACAGGACGCUGCUCACAGAACAGUUGUUGGACUAUUCUCAGUGCAGCUGUGACACUAUGGUGUUUAAAAACUCCAGCAGCACUGCUGUAGCUGGAUAAUGGAUAAUGGAUGACAGGUGUAAAAAUGAGGAUGUAGUCAUAAUGAUCAGUGUACUAGGACUGAAGAUGAUCUCUUGUAUAACUUGUUGAAUUUUUGUUUGAAAGUUUGUUUCCUCACUUUAAGGGGUCAAUCUUUGGCGAUUUGCUGAGAUAGUGAGACUUUUAAUACUUGAACUUUGACCUUUGUAUGAACUACUGAACCCUAGCGGCAGGCUAGUGUCAGAAUGUCCUUUGAGUGUUGGCGAGUAUAUGACUUUUUUUGUUUGUUUGUUUGUUUUUGUCAUUUCGAUGUUUUGCCAUCACUGUUGGAUUUUAUGAUAUAUAUUGGUUUACUCAGAAGUUGAUUUAUUUUAAAUUUUAUGUUUUAAAUCUAUACAGAAAUAUGGACAUUAUUAUUAUUAAUAUUGUGUUGAUUAUUCUAAAGUAUAUCAAAAAUGUUAUUUUGCUUUUUUGUUAAUUUGCUUAAUUUACUUGAAUAUUAUGUUGAUCUAUGAUUAAUAUUUUUUAUCCCUGUUUCUGUGGUGAAUGAACUAUGCCUGAGUAUGUGAGUAGUGGUGUGUGCUGACUGUCCUCGUGUGAAGACUGUUUUCCCCCUCUUGCACUGGCUCAGCCUAAACGCCUUUUGUCCUGGCAAACACAGCUGAUGCGAUGACUGUCUCAAAUGAUAAUAAUAAUAAAAUAAAUGCAUAUAGUC